Molecule: messenger RNA, 321 nt
Organism: Striga hermonthica
Lineage: Eukaryota; Viridiplantae; Streptophyta; Magnoliopsida; Lamiales; Orobanchaceae
Source: the annotation of a GenBank genome assembly
UAUUUCCGAGGUCAUGUUUAGCAACUCGUCAAGAGAUUUGUGCGCCUUAUUCAUCAAUUAAAGUAUUUUUCCUGUGUCUGAUAAUAUUGAACGUUUCCAAUAUUCAGAUGCCGCCACGUAGAGAGCCAGAUCAUCAAGAGGUUCCCCAGGCCGCUGUAGUCGCCCAGUUUCGCGACUACCAUCCAGAAAAAUUCUCCGGCCAGGGAGAUCCUCGAAUUGUUGAUGAAUGGGUUCAGGGUCUUGAAAUGAUUUUCGAGGUCAUGGACUGUCCCGACCGCUAUCGUGUUUUAUGCGCACAGAUCCAAUUGACAGGUGACACAC